AUUUAUUUUUACAACUUUGGGUUAAAUAAGUCCAUAAUACUCUUCAAAAUGAGGUUUCGUUUCUGUGGUGACUUGGAUUGCCCGGACUGGGUCCUGGCGGAAAUUAGUAUACUCUCAAAAAUUACAUCAGUUAAGAUGAAGCUGUUAUGUGUACAGGUGAUUAAAGACAUGCUAGGUCAGGGGAUUGAUUAUGAUAAAGUGUAUAAAAUCACAUCAGAUGCUAAAUUUGAGGAGGGGGAUGUUAAAGCAAGUAUUGCAGCAUUACAUUUCAUCAUUGCCAGUGCUGCCAAGUACAAUGUGGAUGGAGAGUCUCUGUCUAAUGAACUUCAACAGCUUGGUUUACCUAAAGAGCAUACAACAUCAUUGGGAAAGUCAUAUGGAGACAAUCUUAUCAAACUUCAGGAACAAUUUAGAAAAGACAGUUUAAGAUUAUCCCAAUUAGAGGGUGUUGAGUGGAGGGUUGACUACAUUAUAAGCUCAAGUCACUUAAAGGAUAUAAAUGAACCAUGUGUUCAGUUAAAGAUGAACAUAAAACCAGCUGAGGGAGGUGAAGUAGAACCAGUCUCCUUCACUGCAUCUUCAGAUAAAUUCAGAGUGUUCUUGAAUGAAUUGAAACAAGCAAGUGCUGUAAUGGACAAUCUGGCUACUUCCUGAAAUCAUUUACAUUGUGUAACUUCUGUGAUUAAUGCCAAAAACAUAUACAAAUGUUCAUACUGUUCUGUAUUGUGCAUCAUUGAAGAUAUAAGUGUAAAUUAUACCUCGAGUGAAAUUGUGAUAUGAUUGGGUUUGUUAUUUUCUAGAUCUACCAGCAAAGUCUUUUUUCUUGUCUUUAAUUACAGAUAGCUUAGAUUUGUCAAGAAUUGUUAUGUUACUCAUAUUAGUUAUAUAACAGAUAAGAAAAUUGAUGCAUACUAAGUUCUAAGUUAUUAGGUCUCAAUGAGCAUACCAAUAUAUGUUCUUUGAAGUUAUUAAGACUUACAGGCUUUUUAAAAUGAUGUUUUAUAGAAAGGAAAUUUUAAUUGUUUGACUAAGUUACAUUAUUGCUUAUAUCAUUCCAACCGUGUAUUAAUGUAUGAAGUAUUUACACAAAGUGUCUCAAUGUUAUAAUUGGUAUUAAAUAGUCUUUGAACUUAAACUGUGUUAACUAUGUCAAGCAUUGUUUUAUACAAUCGUGACUUGUUAUUGAAUUUAAUUAAAAGUCUUGUUUUUCACUUUUUCCCAUUGUGAGUAUUCCCUUAAAGUGUAUAAAGC
Molecule: messenger RNA, 1251 nt
Organism: Ruditapes philippinarum (Manila clam)
Lineage: Eukaryota; Metazoa; Mollusca; Bivalvia; Venerida; Veneridae
Product: COMM domain-containing protein 4-like
Exons: 9
Coding region: 49-654 (201 amino acids)
Source: RefSeq, a predicted model, not a curated record